This is a messenger RNA of Cylicostephanus goldi, 537 nucleotides long. NCBI's taxonomy places the organism in Eukaryota, Metazoa, Nematoda, Chromadorea, Rhabditida, Strongylidae. The record is from the annotation of a GenBank genome assembly.
AUCGGUCGCGGUGGGUUUGGGGUUGUUUAUGCGGCUACGCAACCAAAUGGGGAACGUGUCGCUCUCAAAAAGAUUUGCUCUCGUGCCGCAGCCGAGCGUAUCAAAAAUGAAAUUAGAGCCAUACGCUGCUUGCGACAUCCAAAUAUUGUUCAGUUCUUCGAAGAUUUUGUCGAAGGUGGUGAUACUUACGUAGUUAUGGAAUUGUGCCCAUUAGGGUCAAUGCGUGCUUACGUCAAGAAAAAUGGGCCACUUAGCGAUAAAGCAGCUGCGUAUGUAUUACGCCAAAUUAUCUGCGCUGUGAAAUACAUGCAUCGUGAAGGAGUUCUUCAUCGUGAUUUGUCAUCUGGAAAUGUCCUUAUUAGUAGGAUAUUUUCCCCAGAGAAAAUAUCUGUGAAACUUUGCGACUUUGGGCUUGCCACCCACCUGAGAAAGGGAGAAACGGCAUGUACUGUAGUGGGAACUCCUGGAUAUAUAGCUCCUCAGGUUUUCAAACAAGAGUACGAUCAAGCUGCUGAUGUUUACUCGAUGGGUGGUGUA